Molecule: messenger RNA, 2087 nt
Organism: Zingiber officinale
Lineage: Eukaryota; Viridiplantae; Streptophyta; Magnoliopsida; Zingiberales; Zingiberaceae
Exons: 12
Coding region: 147-1886 (579 amino acids)
Source: RefSeq, a predicted model, not a curated record
AAAGGGUCAAAAAAACAUAAAAUAGAGAAAGGAAACGAGAGAAGCUGCCUCUGUGGACUUCGGUGAAGAGAAACCCUAAUGGCGAUUCCCGACCACCGGAAUGGGCCGACUCCCCCAUCACCCUAGCCGAUCCUACGCGAUGAUCCAUGAACGGCGGCCGGGUCGUGCAGAUGUUCUCCUCCUCUAUGGCCCCGGCUCCGCAGUCGCAGCCGCCGCUGCCGCCGCCGCUCUCGCUCCAUUCCCAUCCUUCUUCCUCCCUCUCGCUCGGCCUCCAUCCCCUUCCCCUCCUCCCUGCUCCUGCCGCCCGCCACCCUUCGGGGCACGACUCCGUGGAGCACGUGGCGCCGCCCGUCGCGAAGGUGAAGUUGGAGGACAUUGUGCCGUUCGAGGGGGUAGCCGAUGGGGUGUACUCGAAGGCGGUGGAGGAACUGUCAGGGUCUCUGAUGAGGCACAACGCCGUGCUGAUUGAGCUUGGUUCGGACGAAGCUGUGAUUUUGAAAUGUGCGUUGGACUCGGCGAGGACUUGCUUCAAGGCCAGGGCCAUGUGCAAUGGUGUGGGCGUCGGAGUUCAUGUUUGUGGGAAGUCAGGCAAGGGUGUUUAUACCUACCGUGCUGGAAGGACUUUGGAAGAUGGAGACUUAACUCCUGCAUGCAUGGGAGAUGCCUUUAGAUGUAUGGGAAAGGCAGCUCGUGCUGCACUUUGUGCGGUAGCAAGACAUCUUCGGCUCCGAAGCGAUGUUUUUAACCAUUUGCUUGAUGAUACACCCUUGCCUGCUACUGAAGUUUCAUCAUCAGUUCUGAUUGCCUCCUGUUCUCAAGCUUCAUACUGUAAUGGCAAGGACCAAGUUGGAGGUGGAAAGUCUUCCAUCACUGAAGUUGAAAAAGGUUUUUUGACAUUAAUUGCUUCUGACAGUCCUGGGAUUCAGGUUUGUGAUCCAAAUGAUCGUUGGUUCUUAGCUGAUGGGAGUUCAGGACCUGGCAAUCUAUUACUACUAACUGGAAGGGCUCUAAGCCAUGCUACCGCUGGACUUCGUCCAGCUGCCUCAUAUAGAAUGGUUCCUGAGUGUUUUCCUAGCACCAUAAGCCGGGGAAGGUCAUCACUGACAUUUAAGCUCAUGCCUCAGCGUAAUGCAAUAUUGGAUUGUUCACCAAUUGCUGCAGCUGGACAUGUUAUACCACAGAGUUACCAACCAAUAUUAGCAAGCCAAUUAAUGGAUGACUUAUCUACCGAAGAUGAUCUCAUGUGCAAUUAUCCUGAUAAUGUCUAUGAAACUCAAACCGACCUUAUUAAGGAACCAUCUCUCAGAAGCAUACUUUCAGAUCCUUUGUCAGGUGCAUUUCUUGAGGAUGCUAUGGUUGUUUCUUGUGGGCAUUCUUUUGGCGGUCAUAUGCUGAAGAAAGUAAUAGAAAUGGCCAGAUGUAAUAUAUGCAAUGAAGAGAUAGAGGCAGACACGUUGGUCCCUAAUUAUGCUUUGCAGGCUGCAGCUUCGACAGUAAAGCUGGAGGAUGAUAGGAAACUCUUCCAUAAUGCUACUCUGCGCAAACGUAGGAAGGAAGUUGGUGAACAAAUGGAAGCAGUGAAGAGAUUAUCCAAAGACAAUGGGGAGAUUGCGACAGAGUAUGACAGUACCAGACACCUGAAGGGAGUUCAAUAUCCAUUUGUAGUCAAUGAGAAAGUUUUGAUUAAAGGAAACAAGAGAACUCCUGAUAAAUUUGUGGGACGGGAAGCAAUAGUUACGUCUCAAUGUUUGAAUGGCUGGUACUUGCUCAAGAUUCUCGGCAGUGGAGAAAGUGUACGUUUACAGUAUCGCUCUCUUCAGAAACUUCGAAGUUCUCAUAGGGAUGAUAGAGCACAAUCACAACCCUUGAUGAAAAACAGCAGCUGAGUUACAUGACGUGAAACUACUAUGGUUGCAACUUGGCUAAGGCCUUUCUGAUAUAGCGUUUGUUCGCUUGCCUCCCCCCCUCUUUUCUUUUGUCCAGGUUUCACGUGUACACUAAGCCUGAAAUCUUUGUCUUACAAUAGCAACGGAAAUGUUGUGUCGAAGGGCAGUCCUCAUUAUAUAAAGAAGCAAAUAUGUUGAUAA